Messenger RNA from Seminavis robusta, 978 nucleotides. Lineage: Eukaryota; Bacillariophyta; Bacillariophyceae; Naviculales; Naviculaceae. The record is from the annotation of a GenBank genome assembly.
AUGCCUCCUACUAGUAGUAAUAGCUGGAGAAGCAACUUGUUGGUACUGACCGUGACAGUCGUUAGCAUGGUCUUGAUGAGAACUCGAAUGACAACGGCGGCUCAUGCCGCGUCUCAGAUUGUGGAGAGUGGAAAACUAUUCUUGGUGUACGGAACCGCCUGGAAAAAGGAACAUACGGCCCACUUGGUUGACAUGGCCGUCAAGUCGGGAUUUCGAUUCAUCGAUACGGCAUGUCAGCCAAGGCAUUACAAUGAACCAGGAGUUGGAGAAGGAUGGAGUGGAGCAGCAUCUCAUUUGGGAUUGCAGAGGUCCGAUUUCUUCCUGCAAACCAAAUACACACCAUUCGGUGGGCAAGAUCCCGACAACUGUCCCUACGACCCGCAGUCUCCCAUUGAAGAUCAAGUCCGGAUUUCUCUCGAAACUUCCUUGCGAAACCUCAAAACAGACUAUUUGGAUUCCUGGGUCAUGCAUUCUCCCUUUCAAGAAUUCGAAGAUACCAUGAAAGCCUGGAGGACCAUGGAAACCUACGUCGAUGCCGGUAAGGUCAAGGGGCUGGGCAUGAGCAACUGCUACGAUCCCGAACUAUUUGCCACACUCUACGACAUGGCCAAACACAAACCCAAAGUACUACAAAAUCGAUUCUAUGCCGCUUCCAACUUUGAUACGGAACUACGACGCUUUUGCAAGGAAAAGGGCAUUUGGUAUCAAUCCUUUUGGACCCUCACGGCCAAUCGCGACGCCCUGGCAACCACAGAGGUUCACGAAUUGGCCACAUCCAAAAACCUCAACCCACAAACGUUGUUGUUUGCCUUUUUGCUGUCGCUCGGAUAUGUCACACCCUUGUCGGGGACCACCAGUGCCACGCACAUGCAACAUGAUGUCGAAGUGAUGGAACGAUUCCAAUCGGGUGAAGUGUUCUUUGAGAAUGAAGACGAGUUGCGUGUCAUGGCGAGGUAUCUGGGUAUGCCCGAUUUGUAG